CGUGCUCCGAAUGUACGCGUUGUACAGCGGCCUAGUUCGUUCACCUUUGACCUAUUUUGGGUGUCACCGGCAAAAUGGCGUCUCACAUCGACAAGAAUUUCCCUGUUGCUGGGUUGCUGCCGAAGAAUGAAACAAGUGCAUCAGCUUUCCUCACCAAGUAUCCAGAGUAUGAUGGAAGAGGUGUGGUUAUUGCAAUUUUGGACACCGGCGUUGAUCCAGGGGCGCCUGGAUUGCAGACAACUACUGAUGGUCUUCCCAAAAUAAUUGAUAUCAUUGAUGCAACUGGAAGUGGCGAUGUGAUUACAUCAACUGUAGUGGAAGCAAGGGAUGGCGAGAUUACAGGAUUAACAGGAAGGAAACUCAAGAUACCUUCACACUGGCAAAAUCCUUCAGGAAAGUUCCAUAUAGGAGUGAAGAAUGCUUACGAGCUUUAUCCUAAGGGGCUCAAAGAGAGGGUUCAGAAAGACCGCAAGGAGAAGCUGUGGGACAGGUACCACAAACCUGCAAUCGCCGAGGUAACACGAAAGCUAGAAGCGUACGAUGCCGCGCAUCCUAACGUCACCAAACAGGAGGAGAAACUUGAGAGGGAUAAUCUUGCCGCCAUGUUGGAUGUACUCAACAACGCAGAUAAGAAGUACUCCGACCCCGGUCCAGUCUAUGAUUGUCUCGUCUUCAACGAUGGCAACACAUGGAGAGCUGUAGUCGACACCUCAACAUGUGGUGAUCUUGCUUCCUGUACUGUACUAGCCAACUAUAAAGAGGAUCAUCAGAUGGCAACCCUCAGCAACCUAGAUAUGCUGAACUACUCUGUAAACAUCUACGACGAUGGUAACAUCCUGAGUAUAGUCACUAAUGCUGGUUCCCAUGGGACUCAUGUAGCUGGUAUAGCAGCAGCUCACUUCCCCGACAACCCCGAGAAGAACGGCGUUGCCCCCGGUGCUCAGAUUGUAGCCGUAAAGAUUGGAGAUUCACGUCUGGGUUCUAUGGAGACUGGUAGUGCACUGGUUCGAGCGAUGAUUGCUGUCAUUGAGCAUAAAGUUGACCUUGUCAAUUUCAGUUAUGGAGAGGCAGCUCAUUGGCCAAAUGGAGGACGAGUAUGUGAUGUGAUAUCAGAAGCAGUAAACAACCAUGGUAUUAUAUUCGUCUCCUCCGCUGGUAAUAAUGGACCAGCGUUAUCUACUGUAGGUUGUCCGGGAGGUACCACUUCAAGUAUUAUAGGUGUUGGAGCCUAUGUGUCACCUGAAAUGACAGCAGCUGAAUACUCACUCAGGGAGAAGCUUCCAGGGAUGCCCUAUACAUGGUCAUCAAGAGGACCAACUGUGGAUGGUGCAUUAGGGGUGAGCAUAUGUGCCCCUGGGGGCGCUAUAACAUCAGUACCUAACUGGACAUUACGAGGUACUCAACUCAUGAAUGGUACUUCAAUGUCAUCACCAAAUGCUUGCGGAGGAAUAGGCCUAAUUCUUAGUGGUUUGAAGAAAGAAAAUAUACACUACACACCCCACAGUGUAAGAAGAGCGGUUGAAUGUACUGCACAAAGCUUAGACAAUGUAGAACGCUUCUCACAAGGUUAUGGCCUCCUUCAGGUUGUCAAAGCAUUUGAGUUUCUGCAGACAUACCAAGACUGUCCAAGUCGCAAUGUGAAGUUCAAUGUCUCGUUUGAAGGGGGACGUGGCAUUUACCUCAGGGAAAACAACAAAGCUCGGGAAUGCAAUGUAUCUAUUGAACCAGAGUUUGUUGAGAAUACAGAUCCUGCAGAAAAGAUUGCCUUCAAUCUUCACAUAGCACUAGCUGUAGAAGCUCCCUGGGUCCAAGCCCCAGCUCACCUUGUCCUCAUGAACACCUCAAGGUCAGUCUCUAUCAAGGUCGAUCCUCAAGGACUUCCAGAGGGAGCGCACUACACCGAGGUGUGCGGUUAUGACCUGAGUGAACCUGCUAAAGGACCACUCUUCAGAAUACCGGUGACUGUCAUCGUACCUCAAGAUCUCAAUGGUCAGAUUGAUGUAGAAUGGACUGACAAGGAAUUCAGAUCUGGUCAGAUCAGGAGACACUUUGUUAGGGUACCUCAGGGGGCAACAUGGGCAGAGAUCAGUAUAACAUCGUUAGAAAGAGAGCAGUCAUCACGCUUUGUGCUGCACACCAUACAGCUGCAGCCUCAGACGGCCUACAGGAACAAUGAAUUCUACAAGUUCCUUUCACUUCAAGAACAAUGUGAGGUUCAGCACUCGUUCGCAGUGCAUGGCGGUCAAAUCAUGGAAUUCACCAUAGCAAAGUGGUGGGCCAGCUUAGGAAGGUCAAGGGUCAAGUAUAGUCUAGCGUUCCACGGCCUGCAGCCUUCACAAAAGACUGUGCAAAUGCAUGCAGCCAAUGGAGUGCGGAGGUUAUAUGUGAAGUCAACCCUCAGGGUACAAGAACUCUGUCCAUCCAUAUCAAUCAAGAACUGUGUGCAACCUCUUAGACCAAAUGAAUGUGAAUUACGUCCUCUCGGCUCGCGGGAUGUCUUACCUAAAGGCAGGCAAAUCUAUGAACUCAUCUUGACAUACAACUUCCAUCAGAGUAAAACCUCAGAGAUCACACCGAACUGUCCUUUGCUGAGUGAUCUGUUGUAUGAGUCAGAGUAUGAGAGCCAGCUGUGGAUGUUGUUUGAUGGUAACAAACGCUAUAUGGGAUCGGGAGAUGCAUACCCUCACCAGUACACUCUGAAGCUCGAUAAGGGAGACUACACACUCCGUCUCCAAGUCAGACACGACAAGAAGGAGAUGCUCGACAAGCUCAAGGACAUGGUCCUCCUCAUCGAUCAGAAACUAUCCUCCAGUCUAUCCGUUGAUGUCUACCAGACGGUAAAUGGCGCCCUCAAUGGCAAAGCAAAGUUUGGUUCCACCAUGACAGUACCGCGAGGCAGCUCCGUGCCGCUGUUCAUACCGCCCAUUCCAGAUGAUAAGCUGCCGAAGGGGGCGAGCCUGGGACAAAUUCUAACAGGACAGGUGACGUUCGCCAAGAGUGAACUUGGAAAGAAGGUAAAGGGCAAGAGAGGUCAUGCAGCAGGCUUGGGGUCAGAGGGCAAAAGGAACAUGGGAUUGAAGCCUGACACCUAUCCAUUUGUGUACGUACUGACCCAAUCACCGCACAAGUCCCAUCUACCCAAAGCAGACAAAUCAGCCAAAGAUAAGGAGAAAACCAAGGAUGAAGAGUUUGCUGAAGCUAACAGGGACAUGAAGAUCAGCUGGUUAUCAAAGCUUGAAGGUGAUGACCUGUACAAAGAGCUUGCUGAGCAGUAUCCAACACAUCUACCUCUCUACGUAGCUCAACUGAAUAAGAAAGAAAAUCAAAAGGAAAGAAGCAAGAACCUUCAAGACAUUGUAGAAGCUGCCAAUCAGGUGAUCUCUUUGAUUGACCAAUCAGAGCUGGCGAUAUUUGUAGCCGUCAAGAAUGAUACAAGACCAGAUGCAGCCAGUAUAAAACAGGAAAUGGAAAAGCAGAAGCACCACCUUAUAUCAGCGCUGUGUCUCAAGGGGGUCGCAGUGGCAGAUCAACUACUCGCUGCAACCUCUGAGACAACCCAAGUGGACAAGGAUUCUUCUCCAGCCGCCACUGCCACAACCACCACCACAACAUCAUCUACGGCACCUACCACAACAACAGCAGCAACAACAACACCAUCGGCCAGUGCGUCGGCAGAAGUGAGCACCUCGGCUGUCUUGGAUGAAGACGCGGCACUACGGGAGGAGAUGGAACACACGUAUACAGAAGUCUUGAAGUGGGCAGAUGCCGAGGAGAAGAAGGUGUUACUCUUCACAACCAGACACGCUCAGGUCAGCAAACAUCAAGGACGUAGACUCAAGUGUAUGCUCAAACAACAAGAAAUGGAAUCUAGGCCUACCAAGGAUGGUGAACUCAGGAUAAUUGAGGUGUACAAAUCAUUAGGAUGGGAUCAUAUAGUAGAACAUGCAGUCAGUUGGCUUCCUGUCAAGUAUCCACCAAACUUCCUCCCAUUCUAGACCUGUCCUUGGUCCAUUUUAGACCUGUUCUAGACCAGUCCUUGGCCCAUUUUGGACCUGUUCUAGACCAGUCCUUGGCCUGUUCUAGACCUGUCCUUUGCCCAUUUGGACCUGUUUUAGACCUGUAUUAGACCAGUCCUUGGCCCUAUUUUUGACCUGUAUCGGGUCACUUGAGGAUUUCUUCAUUCAUGCUGCAAGCUAAGAUGUUCCUUUCAUCCGUUGUCUCUGUCAGCCAUCUGUACGGGGUUGUAUCAACGCCUGGGGCCGUUACACGAAACUUAGCGAUUGAUCUUACAGGUGAUCUGUAUGCAAUCAAGUAUUUAAUGAGCCCUAGAUCUAAUGAUUAGUUUGGUGUAACCUGUCCGUUAAAAAAAGAGUGAUUAAAGGUCAACUGAUAUUUUGAAAAAUGAUUUGUUGCCUUUGAUAUCAAGAAACGGCUCUUUCGUCAAAGAUUUGGUGAUUUUUCUAAUAAUGUGUAACAUGCAUUUAUCAUAGACCCUUACCAGCACACACGCAGACGUGGUCUCCAACGGGUGAAAACAAUCGGAGUCAGCGUUUGAAUUGAGGACUGAAAGCUUGGAUGAUAUGUGAAGCAGUAAUGAUAAUUCAACAAUCUUCUGAUAAAGAAAGAUUAUGUGUGUAAUAACCACAUGUAAAGUGUGCAAAUGUGAUAUGUCUUUGUGUGAAUGAUAGCUAGAUAUAAUAAUAACCAUAUUUAAUUGAUGAAAGAUGUCUAAAGUUAGAAGAGUUAUCUAUACAUACUUUUACAUAAUAUAGAGUGGACAAACCAGUUCACAUGCAGUACUUUGAGUAUAGAGGGGAAGUCUUGUUUUACCAUCGCUCUAUAUUUAUUGGAACAUUUUGUCUUUUCUCAGGAGUAGCGUAGAAUCAACAGUAUUGUCGGAAAGACACGCCCUUUAUUUGAUGUCAACGUUCUAAAACUUGUCAUAAAGUAACUUUCGUAUUAGUCAUAUUAUAUGAAUGUUAACCUGUGAAUCUUUUAUAGCCUCAUGUUCAUGUCCCAGUUUGUUAUAUGUCAGGCCCUGUAUUAUAAAGCUUAGUAAUUGAUCUUAGAACAUUUUUUUUAUGAUUAAAUGCAUUGACUACAUGAACAAUCAAUCAUAGAAAUCCAAUGAACAAUCAAUCACUAAGCCUUGUGAUACAGGACUGUGUUUGGCUUACCCACAAUGGCUAAGCCCAUUUUGUCUAAUGUAUGUUUGGUCCAAUUAUCUCUGAGGGAGCGUUUUAAGAAAAUAUUUGCAAUCACUAAUUUCCGAUGCAAUUUAUGAUUGAUAGGUCGAUUUUAGCUGUAGCAAGUCAGUUUGCCCUCCUUUCAUCUCACUUGGCUAUAUUCCAAUCUGUAAAGUUCCUCUGCUAUUUUGCCUUUUUAACCUUGAUUUUUAUGUUUUAUUGUAUAUAUCUUGAUAAUAUGAAUAAUGUCCAUCUAUUUGUGCUACCCCCCCCCUUCCUUUAAUGACUGCACUUAUCUUUUCUUUUUUUUUUUUUUAAUAACCAGAACAUUUUUGCUUAAUUCAGGAAUGGAUUAAAAUAGUGUGAUCUUGUAUUGUGAAGUUUUUAAGUGUAGAAGACUCUAGACUUGAUUAACAGCCCCAAGACUCAUAAUUUCAUACCAUUUUUUAAUUGUUAUUUAAAUCUUUGUAGAUUUAAUUUGUGCUGUUAAUGAUACUUUGUGAAAAUACAAAAUUUGGGAUAUCUCAUUUGGCCAACGAACAGGUCACCGGUCAUGCGAAAAAAACAACAUAAAAACACUCUUGGUCCUAAGUGUUAAGACUUGUGCGAGUUUUCAGGCAACACUAACAUAAGAUGUUAACACCAGAUGUAAACACAGAACUCAAAAUUAACCAUUUGGGUUGUUGAUGGAUAGUAUGUCAAGUUUUCUGGAGAGAGAAUAUAAAACUUGGCUGUUAUUGCUACCCUUGUUGGCCUACACCACAGUUAUAAUGUGACUAUUAAGAAUUAGCAGGGCAAUAUUACAGGUCCCUAGCUUUAAAGCUAUAAAAACAACUGAUUUUAAUGAAAAAAUAUAAGAUGCAGUUUAAUACCCCCCCCCCAUCUUGGAUUUUUUAAAAAAUUGAAUUUCUAGUGGUGCUACUCUUUAGACUCACCAGCCAGAAUUUGCAACCUUGCAUCACAAUUUGUGUUGGACCCAAUGGGAGUUUCCAAGACUUAUUUUUUAGUUUUUUCCUGGCUCUUUAAGGCAUUUUAUGGAGGUAAUUUGCCCCACGUCCUACCAACAGCGUGCUCUUUUUUAAAUCUAAUGUGUCGUUGGUUUUGAAUAGUCCUCUUGUAAUUGUGGUCUUUCUAGUCUGUGCACAUCUUAUUUCUUACAAUGUUAAGAUUUUUACAUUUAUAUAUUUGUAGAGACAAGGAAGGUAUCUAAAUCUAUUUAAUGAAGAACUUUAUGUGUAAUUGGGUUUGACAGAUAUGUAUCGAUAAGUUUUUUUGUGUGUGUGUUUGGAGACUGUCUUUUAAUGCCACUGAAACAAUGUACCUUGAACCAUUGUUCAGAUUUAAUGUAGGGAUAAUCACAAAGCAAUGACUUAAGUACACUAUUAUGGUUUCAAGUUAUGAUUUUGACAGAAUCAUGGUUUAGAAACAUGUACGUUUUAUUUUCCAGUGACAAUCAUAUUGUACUUGUAAAGAGCUUCUUGAAGGAUUUAAAAAAAUAAAUCUUUUAUGUGAUUUCGUUGUUUAGUACAACUCACUGCCACAAGCAAGACUGGUAUACCAAACCUUACCUCCAACCAACAAUAGUUGGUUGGAGUUCGGAAAUCGAGUCAGUGGACUCUUAUCUUUUGGUAAGGAAGAUUAUAUAUCCAAUAACCAAGUCCCUUGGAUAGGAUGAAAAAUGGCUGGUCCUCUGAUCACUUACUGUCUGAAUAAAGCAACCAGCCAAAGGUUACAGAUGAGUGUUUCAUCAAGCAGUGAUUAGCAGUGACAGCUGUUUUAAGCUACUGAAAUGCUUGUAUCUCAAUGGCCAAGAGCAAUGUGUAGGUGAAAAAUCACUCAGAAGAUAGUUCAUAAAAUGCUCCAUGGGGCCUCACAAAGUUUACUGAUUGGCCAUGUAGUCCGUGUUUACAAUAGAUUGCACAUAAUUAUUGCAAUCAAUUAUAAAAGUCGGCCCUGUGAUCAAUAACUAACAUUUGUGUUACAGCACUAUGGGCUUCAAAUGUUGCAUACCUUUACAGUCUUAUGAUUUAUAUCAAGAUUUUUCUUAGUUUUUCUCUUUGUCAUGAUGAAAGUCUAAAUUUUUCUAAAAAUGUGUGAUAUGUGAAAAACGGUCUUCUAAAUUGUUGUUCCUUCAAGAGUUUUUAGUUAUUAUAAUAAGCAUAAAUCUCCACAUUAUGGCUACUUCCAUGUUGUAUUUACUAAAAAUGUAUUUCAUUUUUUUCAUGUGUUUAUAUUUGAUUUCUACAUUUUUCUGUACAUUUGAUAUGCAAUUCUUGUUAACUGAAAUCAUACAUGGUUGUCUAAUGUGCAUUCCUGUGGUAUGUUGUUUGGUAAUAGUAGGUUUGUUUUUAGAAUUGUCCUAAUUAUACACUUUAAAGGAAGGAAACUGUAGGGAUCAAGGCAGGUCCCAUAUUGAUAAAAUCUUAAUAAACCUAAUAAUUAUAUGACAGUGUUAGUUUUGUCAAUUAAAUUAGGUUGCAUCUAGUUUUGAGGUUUUAUGAAUUUGUGACAAGUUGGUUGAUUUGUGGUUUGGUAAAAUGCACAUCAGGAUCAGAUACUCUUCGGUUGGGUAAAAAUGUUCAUCAAUAUCUUAUUUUGAUAAUUAUAAGAAUUGUGAUAUGAACAUGUCAAAUAUGUAUUAGCUAUUGGGGAAAAAUGGCUAAUAUUCCCAAACAAUCUAAGCAUCAACUCUUUUUUAAUGAUUUAAACAACUACUGGAUGCAUUUUACUCAACAAUUAGUCAUCGAUGCCAAAUUCUAAAUUCUCCAACGUCACAUCAGGCCCAUAUAUUUAACCUUGUUUGGAUAACCAAUGUUAGGUGAAGUAAUUAUUAUUGAUUUUGUGUAUAUUUCAUUUGCUUGCAUUGUAAGUCUAAUCUUCAAUCCAAUGCUAUUAAUGAUGAAAAAAUAAAUCUAACGUUUGUUUUGGGACUCUGCUUUCUAUUUCGCCUUUCCAAAGUGAAUACAGACUAACGGUAUGAUUGUGAUAUGCUUGACAAUUUUUUUUUAAAUUGAUGAUUUUAUAUAUAAAUGUGCACUUUACAUUGUUGUGUGAUACGUAUUGUACAAACUUUAAUAUCCCCAGCUAUCACUCUGCAAGUCUGCAAUUGUAAUCAUAUACUAGUAGCCAUAAUGUAUCAUGUCUUCUUGUAUCUGGAUUCCUGUAGUUCAUAAACAAACCAAGGUUUAAUCAGGCAUUUCAAGAAUUUGCAAAAAUGCCGGUGUUAAUUUAACACCAGCCUGAUAGCUAUAUCGGUCCACACCAAAAGGUGUUGAAACAACUCUGGUUUGGCGUUAGGCUAACACCAAUUUGGCAUCCAAGCAACUCCAAUUAGUGUUAAACCUAAUAUCAGUUUGAUUCUUAACUGGUGUUGUUUCAACACCUCUUUGGUGUAGACCGAUAUAGAAACCAGGCUGGUGUCAAAUCAACACGGGUGUUUUUGCAGUGUAGGCAAGCUAUGUCUGUUAAAAAAGUGAUGUUUAAUCUCCCUUUUUGAUACUUUUUAGGGAAAUACGAUAGCCACCGAUUUUAUGGAGAAUAUAUUUAUAUUGAGAACACUGCACAUUGCUAGUCACAGACUGGUAAAUUCUUUAUAAGAUUCAUGUAGCCAAUAACUUUGGAAUAGAAAACUUUGUAAUUCUUUUUAUGUGUCUUCCACAUGAUUAAAAGUGAUUAAUUACAGGGUCCUUUUUAGUAGAGAAAAUUUCUUAUAUUAACCUAUCAUAUAGUACCUUUUAUUCUUGCAUUCGCCUUUUAAAGAGAACAAUCUUAUACUCGUACAUGGACUAUAGUUUUGAUGAUAUAUAAAUAUAUUCUUAACCUAAAUUUGUAUGGGAAGACGAUCUGCAGGCAUAAUAAACCAAAGUACUAAUAAGUCCAAUGUUUUGCAUGAUAUUUAAAUAAUGGUGGGUAUUGAAAGUUUGCAAGCCAUCGGGAAAUGCCCAACAUAGCAUGCAUGCACUUUGGAUUUGGGAGUAGCAGUUUAUUUGUCAAAAGUAUGCAUUUUAAUAUCUAGUAAUGUGGUCACGAGAUAAAAAAAAAUCGUCUAGAAAAUUUGAGAAAAUUGUCUGUAAAAACAAGAAAGGUUUUGUCAUUAUACUCCAGAUAAAGCUACUGGGAACCAAGAUAAUUAAACUCUUCAUAUGAAAAAUUUGGACAUUUACCUCAUUCAAUUGAAGUUUGAAAUAGGACAGUGCCUUUUCUUUCAAUUUCAGUUCCUAGCCCGUGUUCUGUUAUGUAUUCAUGUAAUACUUAUGUGUUUGAAGGGGACCUUUCAAGAAAGAUGUGUUGUAUAUCAAGGUUUACAUUUCCACCUCGAUAUAGUUCAUUCUAAUCACAAUAAACCAGCAGCAUACUGCUCCAAAGCAGAUAAAUAGAAAUUAGGUCGAUACAGGAUUAAUCGCACUAGAUAAAAAGUCAUAUCCUGAUGGAAAUAGUACUGGUGGGUCGUCUGCACCAGCCAAGUUUUCAAAUAAUGCUAUUUCUUAUCGGCAAAUUAUCCCGAUCUGAACAAUCUCGAGAUUAUUUGUAGUGGAGAUGCAAUCAUCGCGAUAGUUCGCUGGAUUAAUCUUGAGAUUGCAAUUCUGAGUCAAAUUAGGAUUAUUUGCAAAAUAGCGUGAUAUUUACGAUGUAUCCCGCUAAUUUGCAGGUGCAGAUUCACCCGAGAUUCAACCUGGGAUUAUUUAUUCACGGCAUCAGACCAUAGCAAUCUGUUCACAUUCAUCGUUUUAAAUCGUAGCUAAAUUGCUAAUGCUUGGAAGUCAUCCAUAAUGCAUUUUUUUUUCAUUUAGCACUCCUUGUUUUGACAUGCAAGAAAUCUUUUUAUGAUUGGUCCCCUUUGUUCAACCAAAUGAAACAAUCAUUGUUAGUUAAUAAUUGUUCAAAUGUAAACUGGUAAACUUGUCUGAAUUAAAAUGUAUAUGUGAUAGGACUCAAGGGCUGCAUAGAUAAACCCAUGAUACAUGUGAUACCCACAGUAGCUGCUAGGUUAGGCAAACCUUGUUCUGUCCUGUAUUCACUGUUGUAUAGACCUUGUUCAACCAUGGAGUUUCAGUGAUACCUCUGGUUUGACGCUACAAUCUGAUGUGGAAUAGAGAUGAUGAUAUGUUCAUGUUCUUAGUCUAUUGUGAGUAAAUAUAGACAUCUAAAUC
Lytechinus variegatus (green sea urchin) is the source of this 10336-nucleotide messenger RNA. It is a transcript of the gene tpp2, whose product is annotated as tripeptidyl-peptidase 2-like. Gene Ontology annotation, molecular function: serine-type endopeptidase activity; tripeptidyl-peptidase activity. The transcript is spliced from 26 exons. Gene Ontology annotation, cellular component: cytosol. NCBI's taxonomy places the organism in Eukaryota, Metazoa, Echinodermata, Echinoidea, Temnopleuroida, Toxopneustidae. Gene Ontology annotation, biological process: proteolysis. The record is from RefSeq and is a predicted model, not a curated record. Bases 75 to 3995 code for a protein of 1306 amino acids.